This is a messenger RNA of Ascochyta rabiei, 4143 nucleotides long. RefSeq lists its product as uncharacterized. The transcript has 4 exons. Bases 1 to 4143 code for a protein of 1380 amino acids. The record is from RefSeq and is a predicted model, not a curated record. NCBI's taxonomy places the organism in Eukaryota, Fungi, Ascomycota, Dothideomycetes, Pleosporales, Didymellaceae.
AUGACUGCAAUUUGUAGGGCGAGGCUGCUCUCAGACCUGAGCGGGCAAACGGCCUGCGACAAGGAAGCAACUUCUUCUGAUGGACGGUUGUGCGCGUUUCACUCUCGUCAAUGUCAAGCUCUAUAUCGGGGCUACAAAAGACGCAACGCGGAGCUUGAUGCUCUGUCCAGCAAGCCGCCAGCCUACCUUACAGGCAAGAAAGGCUCUGCAGCGUCACAGGAUUUUGCGGAUAUCGACGAUGAGGCAACGCUCAAGACAGUACAUGAUUAUCUGUUUAAAACUUUUCAACUGCUUGAUCGAGUCAUUCGAGCCCGUAAAUUACACCACAGCCAUUUCUUCGCCAUCGACAACGACUAUGGCCACCAGAAGUAUCUUGACAGACUCCAGAGCGACAGACAAACUAUGACAAAGGCAUUGGAAAAGCUCGGCAAACGUGCGGCUACUGUGAUGUAUGAGCAAAAGCAAUGGUUCGACUGGGUGAAACAAACUCAGGAACAAGAAGAGAAACAAGGAGAGACCGAGUCCAGAAAGGUCAAACUGGAGUCGCUGUUGUUCCAGCGUCAUCAAAAAGAGCUCAAGCGACAGCAGCGUCAGAUGAGAGCGAAAGAGGACCAGAAACAGCAAGAGCAGUAUCUUAACGAGACGUAUAAACAGCGUCUUUCGGACAUGUCUGAAGAAGAGCAAGACGAUUGGGACCCCAUCAAGGAUGUAUUUGGCUACGAACGGGACAACUAUGUCGAGCUCAUCAAAUACUUCCUUAUGCUUCAAGACAACGAGGCCAACGACGCGAUCGAGGAUAUAUCUGCCAAACCUGUCGACAUUCCGCAGACCGAUGGCACCUCCGGGUCGACUGCGCCUACAAAAGCGCUCUCUAAAAGUGCGAAAAAGAGGGUGAAAAAAGCCAACGCGGAAACCAAGAAGCUGGCAGAUCCAACACUACAGACAAAUGACGGCCGAGGUGCAAACAUCAUUGAGAUGGAAACCAAAGGCCAGAUGCGUGACCGACUUCGCAAGCCUGUCAAGUUUGAACGAGCGACAGGUUGGUACGCGGCCGGGAGCGGCUCCAAUAGCUAUGACGCACAGACACCUGUGAUUCCAGACGAUGAGAUUGAGCAGCUUCUCAACGAGGUUACUGAGAUCAAGAACUUUCUAUUUUGUCGACUACUGCUCACUCAAUCAACCCUCCUUCCUGUCGCCCUCAAGGCUGAAAGCAUAGAGGACUUCAUUGGUAAGGAAGAGGUCACGCGCGAGCAUCUUCGCAACCUUUGCCUGAAGCUGGAGCGACCAGUACUACAAGACGUUCGUGACGCCUGUGCUGACUUUAUUCGGGAAAGGGACGGAGUAGAAGACCUUGAGGAACCCGGUGUAACGGAGAAAGUCGGUGAAGACGUCGACAGGUACAAAACACCGGAAAAGUACCGUUUCAGGUUCAAGAAAGGCAAGCUCCCAGACACGUACCAGACGAAGCGCGAGAAAUCUGCCAAGAAAGCCAAUAAACAGGGAGUGGACUUGUUUAGAGAAGAAAACGAUGGUGUCCUUGACUUUGGCCAGAUUACCAACGAGAACCAGUACGCUCGCAAGCGCACUCGCAUCAAAAUUUGCGGGCGAUACAUGUACAACUAUCCCAGCGAGAAAGCUCUUACUCGUGGCGGCUGGUUCCACUUCGCCGUCAUUGCGAAAGACUCUGAUCUCUUCGAUGCUGUGGAGCUCUGCCGCAACUGGAACGAAUUUUUCGAGUUAAACAUCCUUUGCUUGUACCACUACUUUCCAGCUCCGAAAUGGACCAAGUUCAUCGGUGACCUACCGCGUCAACAGCUCCUGCAGUUGGGCUUUAUCCCAUACUUCCAUGGAGACAAAGCAGAGAAGGUCACGAACUAUUUCCAGACGGGAAGCCGUGGCAUGACCCGCCGAGCGCAUCAGCACACAGAGAUGCGGAACUUUAUCUGUGGUCACAUCAAGCGCGAUGACCCUGUCAGCCGCAGAUUCAUCCAGUAUCUUGCCAUGGAGUCGUGGGAACUGCGCGCCCUGGUGCGCGAUGCUAAGACGGGUCGUGUGCUCAUAUCGCCGCCUGAAGACGAGCUUUGGCUGCUUCGAGAGAAGAGCGGAUGGGGUAGGGCCAGCCGAAACGAGUAUGAGGUCCAGGGAGAAGUAGGACCUGUGUUCUUUGAGGCGAUGGACAAGUCACGCAAGUGGCACUUCGGCUUUGAGGAGUUCUACGAUGUGUACAUCUGGGACGCAAGUCCAGGCCGUUCCUUUUUCAUCAUGCAGAGGAAGAUUGAGGAGGUGCUUACCCGUGCCAUGAGGGUGAGGGAGCUCAAAGACAUGUUCUCUACCGCUGCCCCUAUCUUGAAGACGCUGACUAAAGACCCAACCACGGAGCGCGUACGAAGCAUCAAACCAGACGAGAAAGCAGAGAGUAUCUGGGAUGGUCUUGAUCAGAACGCUCGAGCCUGGUCGUGGUCUCCACAGGGCGGCUUUGAGAAGGAGGGGUUCGAAGACAGCUACAAGUACACAGAAGCUGAUGAGCUGGAGGACGCGAUCUUGUUCCCGUUGGAGAAUACUGGCCUGCUACCCGACGACCUUUACCAUCACAUUCCUAACGCCAUGGAGAUGUUCGAGAAUGAUCCUCUCGACAUCCGCAGGUUUGCUGCAGACUUGGAUACGGACGACGAACUCGAUAGCUCAGAGGGCGAAGCCUUGGGGGAAGUAGAUGAUGAUGGUGAUUCCGACUGGGCUGACGAAACCGACGAUGACUCUGAAUACGCUUUGAAAAGCGAAUUUCGAACUGGCGAAAGCGAAGAUUCCCACAAAGCUCACCAGAUUCUUAGCGAGCAGUUCCAAUCGCUGACUCUGAGGGAACCGGAUUACUUUUUACCUAUUUUAUAUGACCCGGACUCGAAGAGAGCAAAAGCGCUGCCAAAGUCAGUCAGGUCGACGCCCGAGGAGCUCAUGUGGGCUUGUCGGUUCGCAAUGAGAUCCAAACAAGACUACGACACGAGUCCCGAGGGCAUGGAGGCUGACUUCUUCCGUCACAUUGACCGACAGAAGAGCAAAGUGUUCAAACAAAGCUUCCAUCUCGGAGACGCAGAGCCAGAUGCCCUCUCACGCUACGUCGAGCACAAAUUUAUGGUCGACGCCAUGGAUGAGUUUAUCAUGUCUCGCAACAUCGACCCAGGCCCGUUCGAGCUCUGCAAGACCAUGCACAUGGCGGACAUGUUCUACGAAGAGCGCCGCAUUGUCGAUGACGCAUUUAGGGCGUAUGCAUCGAUCGCAGUCUUCUUCGAAGGUGCUGCAUUCCUCGCUUCCGAGCACGGAGAACCGUGGAGAGACACAAAGCUACUCGAUCAAGAGGAGCGAGCGAAGCGUGUCCCCGAUCGACGGACGUAUUUGAGUAACAAGCUAAUGCCCAAGGAUUUCUGGAAAGAUUGGGAUGAGCUCUUGAAACGGAACCAAAGAACUUCUGGCGAUGCUGUCGAUGACAUCUAUCCUAUGGAGUGGCGCAAAGCCCUGCGUCCUAUCAUCAUUAAGCUGUUCAAGGCUGGCGUCAUCUGCAGUUCCUACGGCGGCACGGCAGCAGGCAUUGCGACUGCCGUAGCUGAACCCGGCCGCAAGCUCGACAUGUAUAUCGACUACCGUGUAGGGAUUCCGCUUGCAAAGAUAGUGUCGCACCUCCAAGACCCCACACCCAUGGACCGCGACUACAUCAUCCAGGCCGUGAAGCGAUUCAAGGCAGAGCAUGCGUGUGCCAGUUUCUCUGUGCUGCGCCUGUGGUCAAGUCCGCACUUCUACCCGCUCAUGCUGGGUAUCGACAGCCGGCCCAUGUGCACGUUCCUUGACGACAGAGAGCGGUGCUGGGAGUGGAAGUUCAUACCCAAGGAUAUGCCAUACAGUGAGUGGAGUGUGCAUCAGCAGCUAUCGUUGAGGUUGCAGCCAUAUGAGUGGAUUUGGCGAAAGCAGGUCUGGGUUGCCAAGGACCUGGUUGUUAUCAUGGGUAAAGAUGAGAAGGAACUGAGGCGGUUCAGCGAGGGCGUCACCUGGGCGAUCCAGACCAAGCCCUGGAGGCUGGAAGUGGACUUUUGGAGAAGCUUUGUGAACGUCGAUGUUGAGUUUUUGGAGAGGCUGGAUCCAGCGUGGUUGAACUGA